GCUUCAUUAUGCUUCAUUACUGAGAGGUCGUGUAUCGAAAAUGGUUUCUGCAAUUUAAAGUGAACAAUUAAAUUUUUUAGAAUUUUGUGUUUUCGUAUAAACAAAUAAUUUUAAAAAAUGGGGCAAUUUUAAUAAAAGACAAAAAUGUGUAACAUAACAAAUAAAGAAUAAGAUCGUAGUGUUAAAUUUGUACAAGUUGGUCAAUGAAAACAUCAAAACACAAUUCAUUUGUGUUGAUAUUAAUAAAUAAAUAAGAAGGCUCAACAAUGAUUAUAUAUUUGUUUUUGUUUUAAUAAUGUUUUGCACACCGGAGACUAAGAAUUAUGUAACUAAUCCAUAAUAAUCUCCAGGCAUGAUAAAAUAAAAGAACAGAAUAAAGGAGAUGAGCCAUAAUAUUGCAGGCAUGCCACCUUUUGCUAGGAUGCCACUCAGUGGUAUGGGAAUGGGAGUAGGUAUGGGACCUAAUGGUCCACAUCCUGAAUCUAAUGCUCAUCCUCAUCCUCCACCACCACCACCGACUGGUGCCAAUCCUAAAAAGAAACGAAGAACUAAUGCUAAUGUAGCCCCACCAGCUCCUCAACCUACUCCAUCUGCACAGGAUUUAUUACCUCCACCUUUAUCUGGUUACGGUGAUACAAUAGUGGCAAGUAAUCCUUUCGACGAUGCGCCGCCUCAAAGUGCACAAAGUGCAAUGAUCCAUGGUGGACCACCGCACAUGCAUGGUGGGCAUCCGCACCAUCCUCAUCAUAUGACUGGUCCUUCUAUGAGAGGUAUGAGCCCACUUACGUCAAUGAGUGGUAUAAAUCCAAUGAUUCCUCAUAAUAUGGGAAACAUGAGUCCAAUGGGGAAUUCACCCAUGAAUAAUCAUAUAAAUCAUAUGGGAGGAAUGUCGCCAAUGAAUCAUCCACCAAUGGGAGGUAUGAGUCCAAUGAACAAUAUGGGAUCCAAUAUACCGUCAGGACCGAUAAACUCAAUGAAUAAUCAUAUGAAUAUGAGUCAUAUGAAUAAUUCUCAAAUGAGUGGGCCACCAAUGGGGAGCCCCAUGAACAGUAUAAAUAGUGGCCCAAUGGGAAGUCCAAUGAAUAAUAUGGGUCACAAUAUGGGAAGUCCCAUGGGUGGGCCUUUAGGAUCACCAAUGAACAGUAUUGGAGGCAAUAAUCACAAUCAUUUACCGAAUGGACCAAUAAAUAUAAAUAAUAUGACCGGUCAUAUGCCGCCUAACAGUCCACUUAAUGGGCCCCCAAUAAAUAAUGUAAACAGUCCAUUAAGCCACAAUGGUUCGCAACCACAUUCGAACCAUAUGGGAAGUAAUCUCAAUAAUUUAGGAAGACCUAUUAAUGGGCCCAUGACCACUAUGAGCUCUAUGAUGCCUAAUAAUAUAAAUAUGUCAGGGCCAACUACAUUAAACAAUAUGAAUAUAACUGGCCCUCAAAUGAAUAAUAUGUCAAAUAUGAAUGUUUCUCAUUCUAAUCAAAUGACACAUAUAUCCGGCCCUAUGGGUUCUAUGUCAAAUAAUAUGGGUAGUGGACCGCCUAUGGGUCAUCCUAUGAAUAUUCCACCACAUGGAUUCCAAGGGCCUCCUGGUAUGGGAUCCAAACCAAUGCCAGUUUCAGCAGGAAAGAUUUAUCCUCCAGACCAACCAAUGGUUUUCAAUUCACAAAAUCCGAAUGCUCCACCAAUUUAUCCUUGUGGGAUUUGUCAUAAAGAAGUUCAUGACAAUGAUCAAGGCAUAUUGUGUGAGUCGGGUUGCAAUUUUUGGUUUCACAGAAUAUGCUCAGGAUUAUCGGAGGCUGCUUUCCAGUUAUUGACUCAAGAAGUUUAUGCAGAGUGGGUGUGUGAUAAAUGUUUACAAGCUAAAAAUAUACCGUUAGUGAAAUUUAAACCAUAACAUCCCUUAGUUCAUUAUUGCAAUAAUUCACAAUUAACACUGUUGAAGUUUAUAUAAUUUUAAACAAUAAUUUGCAGUACCCAUCCUAGCGGAUCCGAAUUACGCUAAUUACCGUAAUUUACGGUAUUCGGAAGACCUACGAUAACGUUACGGUUAAUUAGCCGUAAAUUUGCGGUAUUUUACCGAAAAGUAGCGGUAUUUUAUCGUAAACGUGCAGAUUUACUGCAGACUUACGUCAAGCGAAGUAUUUCACCGUGUUACGGUCAAAAUGCCACGAAUUGCGGUAAAUUGCCGUAAUUUGUCAUAUUCUACCGUUGAUUACCGUAAACUGCGGCAAAUUUGCAGUAAAAUCUGGUAUUUUGCGGUAAAAAUACGAUAAUCUACUGUAAUUCGGAUCCGCUAGGGCAGACACAUUCAUGAGUGAAUUUAUAUUCAUGUACAUGAUUAGAAUUCACAAUGUUAAUAAAAUUUUAGCUUGAAGUUGUUGAAAAUUUAGAUUAUGUUUGGAAUUUAUAUAAAUAAAAUUUUAUAUCUCAAUAUGGCUCAAAAAUUGACAAUAUUAUUUUUCUCAGGCAAAAUGACUUUAAUUUCAGUAAUUUAAUAUUGUAUUAAUCAUUUAUACCUACUAUACAGAUCUGAUAAAUUAGUUCUUGUGUUAUUGUUAUUUCUCUCGUAUGCAAAAUUAAAAGCUAAUUAAUAUUAACUUUGGCAAAAAUGUAUAAAGAAAUCUUGGAUAAAUUUUUAGAAUAUAUUAAUAAGUAUUAAAUAAUAUCAGUAC
Microplitis mediator is the source of this 2666-nucleotide messenger RNA. RefSeq names its product protein pygopus (gene pygo). Lineage: Eukaryota; Metazoa; Arthropoda; Insecta; Hymenoptera; Braconidae. The transcript has 5 exons. The record is from RefSeq and is a predicted model, not a curated record. The coding region runs from base 383 to 1888 and encodes 501 amino acids.